Molecule: messenger RNA, 626 nt
Organism: Durio zibethinus
Lineage: Eukaryota; Viridiplantae; Streptophyta; Magnoliopsida; Malvales; Malvaceae
Source: RefSeq, a predicted model, not a curated record
UUUGCUUUUUUGUCAUAUGUUUGCUUGGCGAUGUUUCACGGUUUUGAUUUUGAAGGGUUUGGUUUGAGUGAGAAUGAACGUCUGUGUAAUGGGAAUAAUGCUACUUGUUCAUUGAAGCAAUUACUUGAGCAUGUAUCUAGCAAUCCCAUGGAGUUGCUGAGAAGGAACCAAAAUUCUGAAUACUCAAGAUUUUGUGAGAAGAAGUAUCAGGACCUUAUUCAUCCCACCAUGGAGUCAUCGAUUUUUAGCAGUUUGGAUCAAAAUGAAGUUGUGCUGAAUUCGUGGCGGUCAUUGAGCAUAUUCUAUGAGUCAUUUGUUAGCAUGGCUAGUUCAAUAUGGACACUUCAUAAGUUGGCCUUUUCAUUUGAUCCUGUGGUUGAGAUGUUUCAAGUUGAAAGAGGAGUCGAUUUUUCAAUGGUAUUUAUGGAAGAUGUCACCAAGAGAUAUAACUUGCCUGGCAAAACUAGGCUGAAAGUGUGUUUCACAGUGGUUCCAGGAUUUAAAAUUGGAAGGACUGUGAUUCAGUCUCGGGUCUAUUUAAGUGGGUUGAAAUGUACAGGGUAGUUGCUCAAAUAUUGCCCCAUGUAGAGAACUAAGUUAUAACAAAUCUUCUCUUUAUAAAAAAA